Molecule: messenger RNA, 1431 nt
Organism: Fraxinus pennsylvanica
Lineage: Eukaryota; Viridiplantae; Streptophyta; Magnoliopsida; Lamiales; Oleaceae
Source: the annotation of a GenBank genome assembly
AUGGCAUUAUCAUCAAACGACGCGGAGGCUGGCCACCAGCAGCAAGAAGUAGCAAAAAAUGAAAAUCAGUUCACAAUCUCAAACAUUAAGCUACAACGCUUAAUCCACCUGACGGACUACCUCACGGAACUCCAAAUCCACCCAAACCCACUAGACCACAACCCAUUUUUUCACCCUGUAUCGGAGUUCUACAUCACUCCCUCCGACGUUGUUCUCCGACAUAUUCUCCAUGAUCUCUCGGGAGCCUUCCCUUCUCAUGGGCCUCGCCUGGAGUACCAUAGGGCCGGGCCUCGAAAGCAAAUAUACUUCGACCCGAGUCACGUGCGAGCCGCGAUUGUCACGUGCGGCGGGUUGUGCCCCGGGAUGAAUACGGUGAUCAGGGAGUUGGUGGUGGCGUUGUGGGAGCACUAUGGGGUGCGUGAAAUUUUCGGUAUAAGAGCGGGCUACAGAGGAUUUUAUUCGAGUGAGCCAGUGCCACUGAACCCUAAGAUGGUUCGUGGAUGGCAUAGAAAGGGUGGCACCGUGCUUGAGACUUCUAGGGGUGGGUUUGAUCUUCACAAGAUAGUCAAUGCAAUUCAGGAUCAUGGGUUCAACCAGAAAAGGCUAUUGAGGUCCUGGUUCGGUAACAGUUCUGUUGCCCUAUUCCCACUGGUAUACAUCAUUGGUGGAGAUGGCGCGAUGGGUGGUAUGGUGGAGAUAUUUAAUGAAAUCAAACACCGGAAAUUGUACAUUGCGGUAGCUGGAAUUCCUAAAACUGUGGACAACGAUGUUGGAGUCAUAGACAGAUCAUUUGGAUUCCAAACAGCAGUUGAGAUGGCUCAGCAAGCCAUCGGAUUGGUGAAGCUCAUGGGUCGUAGCACUGGACACAUUGCCCUCUAUGCAACAUUGAGCAGCCGGGAUGUUGAUUGCUGUUUAAUUCCGGAGAAUGAGUUCUACUUGGAAGGAAAGGGAGGGCUUUUCGAGUUUCUUGACAAUCGUCUGAAAGACAAUGGCCAUGCAGUGGUGGUGGUUGCUGAGGGUGCUGGACAAGACAUCAUACCUAGGACUGAAUCCCAGGUACAAGAAAAGGAUGAAUCUGGCAAUUCAGUCCUCUUGGAUGUCGGCAGCUGGUUGAAAUCCGAGCUUAAGAACUGGUGGGCUAGAGAUCAUCCUAAAGACUUGUUCACAGUGAAAUACAUAGAUCCUACGUAUAUGAUACGUGCAGUACCUGCAAAUGCUGCUGAUAAUUUAUACUGCACUCUUUUGGCACACUCAGCAAUUCAUGGCGCAAUGGCUGGCUAUACAGGGUUCGUCUGUGGUCCAAUUAAUGGAAACUACGCAUACAUCCCAGUGGAGGAAGUGGCACAGGCAAAGAAUCCUGUGAACACAAGAGAUCAUAAGUGGGCAUGGGUGAGAUCCAUUACUAAUCAGCCUGAUUUCGGGAGUGGCUAA